AUGGAUGAUGAUAUGUUUUGGGUAAUGCUAUCAGACUACCCGGAUAGUAACGAUGAUAUCGUCGAACCACCUGGUUGUCAGAUUAAUAAAUUUUCAGAAGCCGAAUUCUACCGAGAACGUGCGAGAAGAACCGAGCAGCUUCAUCGAGAUCAACGAGAAAAACUUUUGAAUAGCUUUGCAGAAGAACGACGAUCACAUCGAUUAGAGUUCUUUCGGAUGAUUGAUCAUGAUUAUUUGGCGGAUGUAAGAGAGGGAAUUAAUCCACUUCGCACGAUGGAUUUAUGUCCAUCAGUAUCAAUGAUCCUUUAUGGUAGCAAUAAAUCAGAUAAUGGAUCAAUGGAAAACGUUCAAGAAGUUGAGGACGGUUUGAAUAAUGCAAUCGCAAGAUUAUUGAUAUCUGGUGAAGAUCGAGCACGUUUAACUAUUCAAGAUAUAUUGGUUCAAUACAGAGCAGAACAGGAAUUCAUCAGAGAGCGACAACUCGCCAAACUAAAAGAUUUGAGAAAAUAUCAAAUUCAAGUCAUGAAUAAUUUGCGUAGUCAUAUUAAAGACGAUAUUACGGUCUCCAAACAAGCACAGCAUUCAACACCUAUUACUGAAUCAGCAAAUAAUACACGAAAUAUGCAAUCAGCGCAAACACCUAGUGUCAACGUGCCUACCACAAAUGUGGUAGGAAAUAAUGAAUAUUCUUCUUCAAGGCAGACAACAUCCGCCGUUCCUCCUAGUGUAAACGUAGGAAACAAUAAUUUCUCACCUACCGUACCGUCUAGUACUGCAACUCCCAAUACAUCUAAUCCACCUAUUGCAUGUCCAAUGAGUCAUCCACCACCUGAAAUUGCUGAAUUUUGGAAUGCGUUUGUGAGUCAUCUUCAACCUGGUACCAGCCAACAACAAGCUGCUGCUUUAUUAAGCAUAAUUGCAACUAUGGCAAAUAAUCAACAACCUUUAAAUGGUUCCAAUAAUCAACCACCUUCUAAGGGUGCCAAUAAUCAGCCACCUUUUAGUAGUGCCAAUAAUCAACAAGCUUUUAGUAGUGCUAAUAAUCAACAGCCUUUUAAUGGUGUCAAUAAUCAACAAGCUUUUAGUGGUGCCAAUAAUCAGCAAGCUUUUAGUGGCACCAGUAAUCUACAGCCUUUCAGUGGUGCCAAUCAUAAAUAA
This is a messenger RNA of Cetraspora pellucida, 1158 nucleotides long. NCBI's taxonomy places the organism in Eukaryota, Fungi, Glomeromycota, Glomeromycetes, Diversisporales, Gigasporaceae. The record is from the annotation of a GenBank genome assembly.